Messenger RNA from Lasiodiplodia theobromae, 738 nucleotides. RefSeq lists its product as uncharacterized. The record is from RefSeq and is a predicted model, not a curated record. The transcript has a single exon. Lineage: Eukaryota; Fungi; Ascomycota; Dothideomycetes; Botryosphaeriales; Botryosphaeriaceae. Bases 1 to 738 code for a protein of 245 amino acids.
AUGCUAACAGCCGUCAAGCUCGGCCGCGAAGCAUACUCCAUCUACACCGACCACAAAACCCACCAACAAUACAAACACACCCACCGCCCGCAGUACCCUCUGCACAACGUCCCUCUCUCCCCUACCGGCGGCUUCGCAAAACACUUUGAGACCCCCAAGCACGACCGACACCCCCAAACACCGCGCAACCACUACUACCACCACCGCGACCGCGACACUACCACCACCACAACAACACCCGACAAACGCGCCACGAUGAUGACCCUCAACCAACUCUCGGGCUACUCGCACCACGGCGGGCUGCCGGGCCUCCUCGCCCGCGUCUUCCUGCGCUUCCUGCAAUUCGUGCUCGCCCUCACCGUGUGCGGGCUCUACGGCGUCGACCUCGACGCGGCGCGCAAGGCGGGCGCGUACGCCGACAGCAAGUGGGUGUACGCCGAGGUGGUCGCGGGCUUCGCGGCCGUCACGUGCCUCGUGUAUUUCCUGCCCAUGGUCAAGAGCCUGUUCUUCUUCGCGUGGGACUGGGUGCUGUUUAUCCUGUGGGUCGUCGUGUUCGGGAUUUUCGGCCGCAUGUACAUCAAUGAGGCGCCUGAGUACGAUGCCGGUAUCCGCCGCAUGAAGCAUGCGGUGUGGGUCGAUCUGACGAAUAUGCUGUUGUGGUUUAUUACCGCGACGUAUGGCACGGUUAUGUGGUGGAUGAACAGGGGUGGUUUGAGUAUGAGGAAGAGUGUGGUUUAG